UAUGUUCUCACAAUCUUUCUUUGGUAUCCAAGAGAAGAGCCAAGUUGAUCAAGGGUAUCCAGGUACCGUACUGUACUAGCUAUCUAGUAAAUAAUAACAAUGAGCCCUCGCGAUGAGAGUCUGAAAGAUGCUUUGACGGUUCAUCUGAAGAGUCCUUCAAGUAGUUAUCAGUCGGAUCAGAUUGAUCUGCCGCGGGAUCACUUUCAGACCGCCUUGAACAACGGCAGUGGCAGUAAUGUCCGACCAACGAAAGAGAAACGAAAGCUUCGAUAUGCCUUCCGUUUGUUGCUGUUGGCCUUAUUCGUGCUGGCACUUGUUCUCUCCGUGUUUGGGUUUCCUCGAAAUAAAGACCAGGGAAAUCAUGAGGUGAGCAAUGACAUUAGCAAUGACAGCAGCAAUGACAUCAUUCGUCAAGCCCUACUGGAGUUGAACCAUUCGAUGCAAGGCCGUGUGUGGAUGCAAGACCUGGACGAUCUCACUCUGUUUCAAGAAGCAGCUCGUGUUUGGCGCCAAGAUCGAGGAAUGCCUCAAGCGGUCGUGGAAGUUGCUACCGUGGAGGAUGUGCAGCUCUCUGUUCCCGUCUUGGGGCAUCUACAGAAGCAACAUGGACUGCCCUUUCGCAUUCGAUCCGGGGGGCACAACAAGGCAGGAUUCAGUACGGUGGACAAGGGCGUUGUCUUGUCUCUCAAACACAUGAAGCAACGUUCCAUUAUUAUUCAGGAUGAGGAUGAGGAUGAUGAUGAUGAGACUACUACUGCUCAAGGCAUUGACGUUAUGGCAACCAUCCAACCAGGAGCCAUUGUCGAAGAUAUCUUGGAUACGUUUCUGCAAGGAAAGAAAAACCACUCAGACUAUCAGUACACGGGUUAUGCCGGAGCAGUUGGUCAAUGUGGAAAAGUGGCCGAAGGUGGAUGGGUCCUAGGUGGAGGAGUCGGUUUCAUGGCACGUCUCCUGGGAAUGGGCAUUGACAAUGUUCAAGAAUUUCAAAUUGUCCUGGCCAAUGGAACACUGGUGGUUGCCAACCAAAUGAAAACGAACCGUCACGCCGAUUUAUUUUGGGCGUUACGAGGAGCCGGAAGUGGCAAUUUUGGUGUCGUGACAUCCAUGAAAUACAAAUUGCACAGUGGCGUUCCCGAUGAACAGCUAUUUCAGAAAAUCAUGAUACCCAAUGAUGACAACCUUGGCGACUUUUUAUACCAAUUGGGAGCGUUGAACACGGACCCAGAAUUCUUUGUCGUGGUGGGAGGUCGCGAAGGAAACAUGACGGCAGCCUACAUGUCGUGGUUCAGUACGGACAGCAGCUCCAUAAUGGAGUUUCCAACCGUGGGAAAUCAACAUUUUGAGACGCAGAUAAAACCCAUUCUACCACCGUCCGCCAUUUUCCAAGACACAUACCAGAGCUUUUUAUGGACCGAAUCGACACACGAAAUGUUUGAUAAACCCGGAUACUCCACGGGUGUUUGGGCGGCCCAGGCAUGGCAAGGAUUCCUCAUGCCCGUCAACAAUACACAAGACGUAUGGCAAACCAUUACCAAUAUCAUGGCAAAAGGGAUGGAACUGGCACCCAAUUUGGAACAUCACAUUGAAUUAUGGGGCGGAGCCAUUUCCGAUGUUCGUGCCAACGAAACGGCCUUUCCCUAUCGUGAUGCAGUCUACAAUGUCGGUGUGUUGCUCGUCAUUCUCGACUAUGACGAGACGGCCCCGAAACGAUUCCAAGAGCAAGUCGAUAGUGUCAAUGCCUGGUGGCCUCGAGUGGCCGAGUACUUGACCGGCUCAUACCUCAACUAUCCGAUGAACAGUCUACGACCUGAAGAGUACCCGAAUCUCUAUUGGGGACAUCAUUUGGAACGGCUCGUCGAAAUUAAGCGACGAUACGACCCCGACAACAUCUUUGCCUACGAACAAAGCGUUCCUUUGUAGGUAUAUAUAUGUGUGCAUGCAGUUCUCGUGGCUGGCCUUGCGAAUCAAUGAUGCGUGGGAGCCCGGGUUCAACCCGGUUUUGUGAAUACAGUUUUGAGUUAGCUUUUUAAAAUUCUAUUAGCAACAAAUUUUUGUCG
Messenger RNA from Seminavis robusta, 2057 nucleotides. NCBI's taxonomy places the organism in Eukaryota, Bacillariophyta, Bacillariophyceae, Naviculales, Naviculaceae. The record is from the annotation of a GenBank genome assembly.